AUGGUUGCAUGGCUGCUGUGCGCCGCGGCGCUGAUCGCUUGUGUCGUUCUGCGCCUCUAUUCCCUCCUGCCCAAAGGGACAAUUCAUAAGGCUCGGAUCCGGCCAGGGACGCAGUCAUGCAGUCUAGCCGUAUUUCUGGGGUCAGGGGGACAUACCAGCGAGGCCUUGACGCUGGUGUCGUCGCUUGAUUUUACCCGCUACUUUCCCCGGACAUAUAUUGUUAGUGAAGGUGACAUACUCAGCGCUCGCAAAGCAGCCGCGCUCGAGCGGGUGAAAGCCGCGGUUUCUCCUCCAUAUUCUGUCCAUGCACCAUAUAGAAUCUUGACAAUCCCACGGGCGCGUAGGGUGCACCAGACACUCCUCACAACUCCUCUGACCGCCGCCUGCUCGCUCCUCGCGUGCCUCUAUCAUGUUACCUUAUGUCCGAUCUGGACUAGUGCGCCUUUGGCGGAGGUCUUGCUCCUUAAUGGUCCAGGUACCUGCUUUGUGCUCUGUGUCGCAACGUACUUCAACCGAUUACUGGGUCUUCCGUCGCCUAGGUUAAUUUACAUUGAAUCGUUUGCACGUGUCCGCUCGCUAUCGCUCUCAGGCAAGCUUCUCAGACCCUUUGUCGAUAGGUUUGUCGUACAGUGGGAGACUCUCCUGCAAAGGGACAAGAGAGGCGAUUAUCGAGGAUGGCUGGUCUGA
Postia placenta MAD-698-R-SB12 is the source of this 687-nucleotide messenger RNA. RefSeq names its product glycosyltransferase family 1 protein. Gene Ontology annotation, biological process: dolichol-linked oligosaccharide biosynthetic process. The record is from RefSeq and is a predicted model, not a curated record. The transcript has 5 exons. Bases 1 to 687 code for a protein of 228 amino acids. Lineage: Eukaryota; Fungi; Basidiomycota; Agaricomycetes; Polyporales; Adustoporiaceae. Gene Ontology annotation, cellular component: UDP-N-acetylglucosamine transferase complex.